CACACACACACACACACACACACAAGCGUUCAGAGUGUGAAAACACAAGGGUGGAGUCGGCACAGAGGGACUUUUUUCUCCCCCGAGGGGAUCAGAUCUUGACUUGAUGCGCCGGGAAGGACUCUAAAGCGAGAUUUCCAGUGAAUUAAGCAACGUCAAACCACACCGGGGUGUGUUUUUAACCUUAUCUGGUCUCAAAUCAUAUCCGAUUCUAAUUGUGACCCGUUUUAUAUGUGAUAAGAUCGAGGAGUUGAACUAAACCAGUUUAUGUGCAGUCAUGGACCGCAACGCACUGGACCUGCCGCGCGUCCAGCCCUCGCCACGGGCAGCGCGUAAAAGCGAGUGGCUCCGGAGCGCCCUGGCCCAUCACCACUGCCCCGACCCCGGCGUGGAUAACGAAAUCGUGGUCCUGGCCACUGGAAUAGACCAAUACCUGCAGGAGGUCUUUCACCACCUGGCCUACCCCAACCGGAACGAUAUGGUGUCGGCGGAGGACUUCACCGCGCUGUGCGCCGUACUGGGACUAGGUACCGGAGCGGAGAAAGGAAAGAAGAGGAUGAAAGGAGGAACUGGAGAUGGAGAUAGACAAAAAGAUGAAGAAGAUGAAGAUUUUAUGGAUAUUUGCUCUAUGUUGCCCUGCCAGCUUUCCUUUAAAGACUUCCACUCGCGGCUCUGUGGGUAUUUCCGUGUGCGCAGUGCGCGUGGAGGAGCUGCGAAGUGUGCCUGGCGCCUCCCGGUCACAGAGGACACGGAGCUGGUUGAGAGACAGAUCCGGCUCCGCUGGCCGCGUGUCAGACGGAGAAAAUGUGUGAGUUUUGAUUUGACGAGGGAUCAGAAUGGACCCGUCAACAGAUUGAUUAACGGUCGAACCGCAGAACACAGCGAGUCAGAUGAGGUAGCAGCUCUGAGGGAGCUGGUGGAGGACCUCCGCUCUGCGCUGCAGGGAAGCGACGCCCGCUGCCUGGCCCUGGAGGUGGCCCUCCGACAAGAGAGGAGCCGCCCCCCCCCUUCUCCGUCCAGCUUCAGUUCCAUGGUUUCAACUCACAAAACUUCCAUCAACCUCAUACAGGGAAAACUGGUACCAACACACAGAAUUAAAGGACAGUGCGUCUGUGAUGCGGCGAGGAGGGUGGCGAGGAGACAGGACAUCAGGGACCCCCUUGUGAGGGAGCUGAAGCUGAUUCGCUCCUCGCGUGAUGGACAGCUGGAGGAGGCCAUGAAAUUCAAUGAACAUCUGGAGGAGGAGCUGCGAUGGGCGUACCAGGAGGUGCGCAAGCUUCACGGGGCGGAGUCUGAAUUGAGGAAGAAGAACGCUCAGAUCAGGAGGCGGGCGGAGGAGGCCAGGGAGGCCCUGAGCUUGGGGCUUCAGAGGGUUCGGAUGAUCCAGGAGCAGGCUCAGUCUGUGCCACAGCUUCAGUCCAGGAUCACCCAACUGGAGACUGAACUACACCUGUACAGCUCCCACUGCACCUGCAUCUCUGAUCACGCCCAGCAACAACUUUACCUAAUCGGAGCAGAAGACGCCUGUAGCAAGCCACAGGCAGAGCGUCUGCAGAGAGCGGUGGAAGGAAGAGCUGCUUCGGAUGAAGAGGAGGAGGACAGAGGGAUGAGGGAGGAAGGACAGGGCUGCCUGUCGGAUGGGAAGAAGCACCGACUGCACGGCUGUGGCAAAGGAUGUCAGAGCAAUGAGGUCCACCAAUUCAUCUCUCCGAGUCACCUGCAUGAUAAAACCCUCAUCAGCACUGUUAAGGACAGCAGGGGGCGCUGCAGCUGGAAGGGCCAAACCCAGGAGCAGCCUGAGGGAAGCAGAGGCUUUGAAAAAGAAAAGGUCCAUCUCAGGUCUUGCAGUUAGCUGACGCCCUCUGUGUCCGGCUGUCCUCCAGGGGUCUCCUUGGAAACGGAGGGGAGGAUGAAGGAGGAGAGAGCAGAGAGAAACUGGUUCCAUCAAACCAGCAGCAUCAACCCUCUGCUCAUCUCAUGUUGAAUACGUUUCUUCUGUGGCACUUAUAUUUUUCCUCUCUUUUAUCUUUGGCGUGUUUUGCACCCGUGUAAGUUUCCCAGGUUUUCACACUCGUUCAAUGUAUUUAAAGGUACACUUUUUUUUUGCUCUCUGCAUAUUCUAUUUUGUAACUAUUUAAUUUCAGUUAUUAAAUAUUUUUAUCCAACCCCUUUGUU
Messenger RNA from Etheostoma spectabile (orangethroat darter), 2175 nucleotides. RefSeq names its product EF-hand and coiled-coil domain-containing protein 1. The transcript has 7 exons. The record is from RefSeq and is a predicted model, not a curated record. The coding region runs from base 278 to 1852 and encodes 524 amino acids. Lineage: Eukaryota; Metazoa; Chordata; Actinopteri; Perciformes; Percidae.